Molecule: messenger RNA, 6931 nt
Organism: Amphibalanus amphitrite
Lineage: Eukaryota; Metazoa; Arthropoda; Thecostraca; Balanomorpha; Balanidae
Product: LDL receptor repeat-containing protein egg-1-like
Exons: 5
Coding region: 89-967 (292 amino acids)
Molecular function (GO): protein binding
Source: RefSeq, a predicted model, not a curated record
GGCGACGGCGGCGGGUCAGGAGCGCUCCGCCGGGGCGGCAGUCAGAUGAGCGUUCCCCCCUGUCCGACUUAGGCCGUGCCCGGUGACGAUGACGGCCAGCCUCUCCACCAGCCUUGUGGCGCCGCUGCUGAUGCUGCUAGUCUCAGACUGGCAGCUACCGACCGCAGAGGGUUCCUACAGCUCGCUGUCGACCUCCUCUAACAUCACUCACGUGGGCGGCGAGCAGUUCUUCUGCGAGGGCGCCGACCGGCGCCCCGUGCCACAUGAUCAGAUCUGUGACGGCGUCAACGACUGUGAAGGCCGAGAGGACGAGACCAACUGCCACGAGUGCAAGAGCACAGGCUGGCGGUGCCUCACCAGUCACGAGUGUGUCUCGGCGCUCAACAAGUGUGACGGCGUCACCCACUGCCCGGACGGCAGUGAUGAGGACCGGCGCGACUGUAUGCUCGAGCCGUGCCACGGCAAGAACCGCUUCAAGUGCGCCAACGGAGUCUGCGUUGACGCAGAGGAGAGGUGCGACUGCCACCCGGUGUGUUCAGACGGCUCAGACGAGUGGAACUGUGGCACCGAGCGGCGCUCCUGCCGACCGCACGAGUUCAGUUGCACGCUCUCCGGGCCGCCGCGGCUCUGCCUGAAAAGGUGUAAUGUGUGUGAUGGCCACAUGGACUGCCCGCACGGAGAGGAUGAGAAGAUCUGCCGCGAGUGUCGGCACGGCGCCUUCCACUGCCGAUCGGACGUCUGCAUCGAGCAGUUCAGAAGGUGUAACGGCGUGGAGGACUGUGACGGCGGCGAGGACGAGCUCGACUGUCCCGAGGAGCCGCGCUCGCCGGUCAGCGCCGGCCGCCGGCCGCGGCACCCGGAGGCCGGGGGUCGCGCCGGCGCCGCCGGGCCGACCGCGCUGCUCGGCGCCGGCCUGCCGCCGACACUGCUGACGCUGCUGCUGCUGACGCUGCUAACGCUCCGCUGAACACACCGCUCUGCGCCAGCCGCCGCCGCCGGCCGGCGUGGGACCCGGCUGCGGCAGACCCACCGUGUCUGUCACCGCAGACAACGGCAUCAGCUUCAGCCAUUCAUUCACCAUGCGAUCAUGUUGAUUGGUUAUCUCCGCAAUCAGCAAGUGACCGGCUGGGUAAAAGAACGGAUUCAUAUCCGAACUCCGGUGCCAAUUUUGUACAGGGUGGUUUCCAACAUGGCUCAAACAUGGAAUCUCAACCAUUAAAUAUUUAUUUCUUACAGAGGAACUUGUAGAUAUCAAAAUGCGACAUGGACCACUUCUUGGUCUGAAGGGCUAUUUGUAAUUAUGGUCGGAUCGCCCCCGAACCUGACCACUGUGCGCUGCGCGGCGGUCUCGCCGGGCUCACCUUUUACAGCCCUACCGAGUCGUCUCGCUGGGGAUUUUGUAUGGAGCGCGCCCAUUGGGGGUUGUAUGUAGUGCAUGGUAAUUGUAUUGGACACUUGUAUAGUCAGCGGGAGUUGCACAGCUAUGGCAGGGUCCGAGACGACCUGGUUUAAGCAGCCGAAGGUCAGAAGGCCAGAGUGCCCCACCAGGCAGCGUUCGUUUUCAGUAAGGCACCGCCCUCACACUAGCUAUCCGACCCGUCUGAUUCCAGCCAGCCAGUCAGCAGAAAUUCCAGGCGAUAAAUUAUCGCGUCGGUCUAUGGCUCAUCUAUCGACCCGGCCGAUGUCGCUGGGUCAGUUCGAUUUUCGGCGGCUACUGUUCCAGGUCACCGGUCAUGGCGGGCUGGGAGCCAAGGCCUUGCAUUGCCUUGUAAUUUGCGUACCCUCGCUUCCCCUUUUCCUUAAUCCUUUCAUUCCCCGACACCCACCAUCUCCUUGGCGGCUCUGGGCUCAGUCAUCGCAUUGGCUCCUGGCCACGGGUCGCGGUGUCGACACAAAUUAAUUGCAAGUACAAUAGCGAGGUCACUCGUCGCUCCCCACCGGGCCCAAGCAACCAGUGGCAGCUAAUGUUAGCGGGUAUGACGGCCAGCCAAUGGUUGAGAGCUUUGCGAGACAUCUUUUUAUACGUUUAUGUGAAGUGCUAUCGAAGCUGUGCGCUUCACCGAAUCUCGAUAGAGCUGAAGUUUAUUUUUAUUUAUUUACACUGGUCCAUGUAGGUAUUAGUAAAGUAAUCUUGCAUGUAGGAUUGUAGGAUGUAGGUGCGUGUAGACUGUAGCUGUAGCGAACAUACUGAAGAACCUCCGUCGGUCGCACGUCAGUAGGUUUACAAGAGAUUCCUGGGUCAUUAAAUUAAAUUAAAUGAAUUACAUUUGAUUGGGUCUGGUUAUUGUACUGAAGUAUGUUACGUGCCAUGAUUUGAGAUUGCAAACAUUCUUCGUCAUUUGCAUUAAUUUUAGGGCCGCUUAAUCUUUUUACAAGCCUUCCCAUGGAAUCAAAUGAGGUACCUACUCGUUGCCUUAUACGAUUCCCGCGCAGCCUUCAAAAUAAUUAAAAAGCAAUAUAAAGUUUUUCGCAAUCUUCAUCUCCUGUUAUAUUUACUAAGAUUGCAUUUUCCUACAUGCCGGGGUAUGUCUUAACCACAGCACGAGCCGGGCAGUAAAACUAUGACCAAGAAACUGUCGGUGUCAAAAUGCCAUGUUAUUUGAUAGGCCGGGCAGGAAACAAAAGUUUACUGCCCGAGUUUACUGCCCAGGGCAAUGACCUCUAAACUAUAGAGUUUAUCGCGUUAGCUCGCAUUAACCCAGGGAAUAUAUAAUUGACAUCAUUAUUGCAUGAUAUUUGCAUCGUAAAAUUAGAAAGCUAACUUUUUUUGUAAAAAAAUAUCUGCUCUGCUUAUAAAGGGCUUUGAAAUAUUUUGUAUUGGCUACAAAGCCAAAAUUAUGGUUAGAUAUGCGCCUAUUAACCGAAAUCCAUUAUCGUUUGUUGUCUUAUCUUCGUUUUAUAUAUACACUGUCUCCUUGGGCCUAAGUUUAUUCAUUUAUUGCGUUAUUAUUUGACAGCUGUAGUCCUUUCCUCGAAACAAACAUGUAAAAUUUAAAUAUGGAAAAUAUAAUGUAGUUCACGAACAUUUUGCCAUAGGGCGUCAACAAAGCACGAUUACAUACCUAUAUAAAGCAAAGAUUUUUGCAAGAAAACUGGAAAAUUCACGUUUUAUCACUAGGAAUAGUAAACCUUCUUCUUGUUCUUAUGUAGUGGCAAAUCAUUCAUGUAUUAUGUUCCUUGGAUAUCCAAUUGUUGUGCCAUUCUGAGGAAAUAUUUUCAGAGACGAUUCCGUUUGAAGUAAGGUAUUUUGAUGCAUUUUCGUCCAUGAAUUUCCUUCAAAGCUUCAUCCACAGCAGUAGCGCAAUCAUUGUUAGAAAAUUAUGGACAAAACAAUUGUAUAAGUGUCACCAAAACCUGUCAAAACGUUUUAAUAGGUAUGCGGCAUGUAGGAAAAAUCUUACUGACCUCAGCCGUACGAAAUUAUUUGGAAACUCGGCUUGCAAAAUUUGACUCCGGCCCUCGUGCUCCGCACUCGGGCCUCCGUCAAUUUUGCAAACCUCGUUUCCAAAUAAUUUCGUCGGCCCGGUCAGUAAUAUAUAUUCAUAUUACCGUUAUUUAAAGAACCGCAGUCUCCGCCUUACUUUUGUACUAGUGUGCACCUGUAUUUGUCACUGUUCCUGGAUCUCUUUUUUUCCAGACAUUAUUCGUGGAUGGCUUGCAAAUAGGUAGGGUAUAGCUACUUAAUCAUGUCGUGGAGGUGUGUAAAUAUGAAUGUCUGUGUGUUUGUGUGCAUAUAAAAGUUAUUUUGUAGGUAUUUAACGUGGCACACGACGAUGCAUGAAUGGUUUAUAGAUACUAAGCACCAUCGUUUCCGUCUUCUGAGGCGCACAAUACAGAAACAUAGCAAAUAGGCCGAACAAUUUAAAGUUGCUGAAAACGCGUAAACUCAGUUUAUGUCAGCCUUCUCCGUGCUUGCUCUCAUUUAUCAUUUCUAAGCAUCCGCUGCAGUUUUGCCUCUGCCUCAACACUCAAUCCAGGAUAUUGUUCAAGCCGACGAGCACUAAUACCGAGCCAUGACAAGUUGUCAAGGACAGUAAAGACAGGCGAAACUUCUACGGAUUAUCGAAAACCUGAGCAACAAACCAAUCGGGAUACUAUUUUCUCGACCACAACAUGUUAUAAAUCACUAAAGUGCAGCGCACAAGACGUUCACCGAUAGCUCCUCGCGGGGUGUGCAUUCAGUUUAGCCAAUGUGCAUAAGGAUAACGAGAGAAAGGGGAAAGAAGGGGAUUGAGAGGAGGGAGUGGAGGGACCAAGGGCCGGACUGAUGCAUGUACAAAGCGCCCCAGCGCCUGGAGAGGUGAGGUGGGGAGGAGCAAGUGGGGAGUGGGCUCAUCAACAAAACAAGUGGACUAAGGAAUAAUGAAGGGAGAGAGAGAGAGAGAGAGAGAGAGAGAGAGAGGGGGGGGUCGAUCGUUUAGACGGUCAGAUAGACUGAUUAGGGGAGACUGAUAUGGGGUAAGCCGUAAGUACUGUAAGGGACGUUCAAAUCGUCCAGUGGAAUAAAGGGAGGAAUGGCAGAUACUUUGCAUAGGUAGAAACUAAGGAUGAUGACAGCAGCACAAUGUUUAGUUAAUGUAGGUAAGGUGGACUGAGCAGCAAAUCAGAAUAUCAUUUAAAGUCGGAGGAGGAGGGAGUAGAGUAUGUACCUAUCUUCAGCCGAUGGCUGCACGAGUUACUGAAAACGGGCUCAGAGAGCUGGAACCUCUCUGCACGUGAGUGGAUGGAUCAAUGACUUGCUGCGCUCUUUGCUGACAAAAUCUAUCGUACAAAAAGGGAGAGAUGAAAAAUAACUUAUUGUUUUAAUCGUACGAUGUCAUGUCUACAGCCGUACGGGACACCCACAAAUUCAAAUGAUAUCAUGAUCGGUUUUUUUAUGCAGAAGUACACUACUUUUAUUUCCUUGCUCCGUAAGACGUGCCAAAUGCAGUGGUGUAAGAUAAGAAAGAAAUUUCUAAGAAACUACUGCACAGGCGAAAACCGCAGACAAUGUUCAUUGUUCAUGUCAUUACCGAGCGUAACUACUUCAUCGAAGAAGGUCAAAAUUCAUACUAAAAUGUCAGUGGCGUGCGUUCUCGCAACAGCAAAAUUUGCCCCUUUCAAUGCAGCAAAGCUCCAAUAUUCGGUUCGAAGAAAUUUGCAAGCUUCACAGGAAGUGUCCAUUUCCGACGAAAGAAUGUGCGCGCGCUAAGUGACCUGAUUGCGAGGGGCCAAUAUUUCACGAUAUGGUGUUUGAAUAACUUUGAACACUGGUGGAUAUUGAAGCUGAAAUGGAGCAUGGUGCGGUUGAUGGAGAUAAGCGUGCAACGUGUGAGGAGAUAUGGUAGAUUCUAAGAGUGGGAGAUAACUUAAAAUAUGUUCAUGAGGAGCAGUGCACUGUCGAGCUGAGGAAAGUCGCAGGUUAGUCGCUGGCGGUUGAAAAGAUCGAGAGGGUCUAGACAUUUUUUAGAAACAGUAGCGAACAUGUAGACUGUAGACUAGAGUUGGCAGCCAUGCCUGGUAGGGUGCGCUGACUGGAAGUGAUCAGAAACGCAGACGGAAGGAAAGUCCAUCAUAGUCACUGAACUUCCCACUUAUGGCUAAAUUGGUAUGGAGUACCAACAAAUGUCAAUGGGGCUUAGUUUUCCUGGAAUUGGCAUCUCUGACGAGGCUCAUCUGGCUGUGGUGUGAAUGAUUUGUGGCGCCGCCCUGCAAAAGGGCAGAAUGCUGACAGCUUCGCGAGACAGCACACGAACUCGAAUGAAUAUGCUUGUGAAAUGUAGAUCACGGUAGAAAACAGUAGAAACUUUCGGAAAAAGUAAGCAAAUUAGUAGAAUACUGGUGAGCAGUAGGGCUUGACGGAAUACGACGGACGAGAAUGGCUAGCUUUUGAAGGCUAGUGCAGAAAUGCAUUCGGAGUUGCCUUUGAAUGAGUGAUGGGAUAGUGCGAGAGCUUGAGAGAGUGCAAUGUUCGAGCGAGCAAUGGAAGAAUCAAUACGGCUGUGUGCUUAUAUUGAUAAGACCGGAGACAGUCAGUGGGGAGAGAACGAUUUACACUUGCAGUCCGAGACUGAUAGGCCGGCUAUCCUGGUUUAUCUUUAUGCUUAUUUUCCACCACCCUUGCUGACGCAAUGGACUCACCGUACUAAGGCUUAGAUACGCGACGAAUGAUGUGUUCGAUGGAAUUGUGUAGUGUCAUACAAAAGCCAGCUUGUCCAUGUUUGCGCCCAAGGGCGAAGGCGAUAACAGAUUGGUUGACUGUUGCCUCCCCUUUCCACCAACUGUGCGUCAGUUUCAAGAAGAACGUCAGUAACGUCAGUUUCACUUUAUAGAUCCACCCGUUCAGAUAACGUUGUGUAUAAUUAACUAUGCAGUAAAAGUCAUCCAAUAGCUUGAAGGUUUAGCAUCGAACCCUAAAACCUGCACACUGACUAUCGCCAUCUCGGCGACAUCUGGCCCAUUUUUGGACGUGAUGUGCCAUCAGUUGGUACAAAUAUGAAUCAUGCCGGCCGUUUCGCAGCACCAGAAUAUAUACAUACCAGUACACAUGAUCGUCUUUUGUAUUCGUUACGGGUCGAUAUGCUUGUUAUCUGUAUGUGAUUGCCCAUUGUCUGUGAAUGUGCUAUGUAUGCGCGCCUAGAGUAAGGACGCCGCUUAGAGCUAGGUGUGUAAAAGCAGUGCUUGUAUGUAAUUGUAUGCCAGCUGUACUGUUGUGGUCUUGAUGUGUUCGUGGCGCUCUGUGACUUAGACUAGACGCAUAUUUAAACGGUAAGGUCCAUUUGGGACCAGCCACGCCGACCGCGGUCCGACCAAGUGAACGCAGCCAUGUCCGACGAGGCCUACAGGCGGUGUUUUCAGACUGCUGCUUUGUAUUACAUACAAUUGUAUUUAGAGUGUAGACCGGUAGACGUCAUGUGUGUAAGCUUUUCGUAAUAAAUAUAGUGUGUAGAAA